CGUGCUCUGCUCCCCCUGUCUGCCUGCCUGCCUGCGCGCCCCGGCACGCACACUCGCGCCCCGCCCCGUCCCCUCGUCGUCUCUCCUCCCCAUCAAAGCCCACCACUCCCCCACGCCACCCACCCCACACCACCCCACCCCUCCGCGCGGCGCCCGAGACCCAGACCCCUCCUCACCUUCCACCCAAUUGCAAUCGCGAGCCCCGACCCCCACGCCAGCGUCUUAGCCAGGCGGCCGGCCAGGUUCGGGAGAUUUCUUCGUCGCGGCGAGGGACGGACGGAGGAGGGGGUUGCCGGGGCCGGGCACUUGGAUGAGAAGGGCGGCGGAGGAGGAUGCGGAAGGCGUACAGGGACUCCAUCAAGCUGCUCGAAGCUGACAUCCAGCACGCCAACACUCUGGCAUCUGAAUUUCCUCCGGACUACGAUGGCGCAUGCCUGCAGAUGCGCCUGUCGUACAGCCCCGUGGCGCAUAUAUUCCUCUUCCUUGUGCAGUGGACGGACUGCAGCCUCGCCGGGGCUCUUGGUCUGCUGAGAAUCCUCAUAUACAAGGUUUAUGUUGAUGGAACAACGACCAUGUCGACUCAUGAGAGGAAAGCCAGCAUCAAAGAGUUCUAUGCUGUGAUAUUUCCUUCGUUGCUGCAACUGCAAAAGGGGAUCACUGAUGUGGAGGACAAGAAGCAAAAGGCCGUGUGCAUGGAGAGGUACAGGAGGAGAGAUGAAGACGACCGAAGCAACUUAUCUGAUAUUGAUGUCGAGAGGGAAGAAGAGUGCGGGAUUUGCAUGGAGAUGAACAGCAAAGUUGUGUUGCCUAACUGCACCCAUGCUAUGUGCCUCGGAUGUUACCAGGACUGGAAUUCAAGAUCACAGUCCUGCCCAUUCUGCCGUGACAACUUGAAGAAGACUUGCCCUGGUGACUUGUGGAUCUAUGUCGAGGACCAAGAUGUGGUCGAUAUGGAGACGGUGUCAAGCGAGAACCUCAGACGGCUGUUCAUGUACAUAAGCAAGCUGCCUCUGAUUGUUCCAGAUGUCAUCUUCAGUGUUUAUGAUUCCCAGAUAAAAUGACUGCAACGCCUCCUUUCGGAGACCUUCAGCCAGUGCCCAAUUCCAAUUAAUCUUAUCCCCCCAUGUUCUCCAUUUCCAUGCUUUACUCGAGCUAUUGGAAGUGCCUGAACUGGUCUCGGAUCGCAAGCCGUUCAGCCGUGCUUUAGAACUUAUCUAGUGCCUGCAUGCAUCCUUAAUCAUACCCAGCCACUUUGUACAUACCUGGCAUGGCUCUGUUAAUAGAGAACUUAUGCUUGCCCCAAAUGGAGGCAGUGCUGUUUGUGACUA
Phragmites australis (common reed) is the source of this 1328-nucleotide messenger RNA. Its product is annotated as E3 ubiquitin-protein ligase AIRP2-like. NCBI's taxonomy places the organism in Eukaryota, Viridiplantae, Streptophyta, Magnoliopsida, Poales, Poaceae. Gene Ontology annotation, biological process: protein ubiquitination. The record is from RefSeq and is a predicted model, not a curated record. Gene Ontology annotation, molecular function: ubiquitin protein ligase activity. Bases 333 to 1061 code for a protein of 242 amino acids. The transcript is spliced from 5 exons.